AUGGGAAAUUCGCAACCUCGUAAGAAUUCGGUUUUAAAAAACGCUUAUUGCAUGCUUGAAAAUGCGGAGCCUGUCUAUGAAAAUCACGAGCUGGGUGUACUCACAGAAGUUAUUUGCUUUGUCAUAACAGGAAUUAUAACAUUAACCUGCGAACGCUUUUUCAUCGAUUUCUUAGUGGAUAACAAGGCUGGCGAUAUAGCGCUUCAUCUCAAUGCUCGUCUCCCGCAUAAUUAUAUCAUUCGAAAUAGCCGAGUGAACAAACGAUGGCGCGUAGAGCAGAAUGCUUCAUCAUUACAAUUAUUGUUGAAGCGUGGCAAAAGAAUCGUUAUGCAAAUACUUUUAACCGAUGAUGCUUUUCUAAUAUCUGUGAAUGGCUACCAUUAUGCUGCGUACGUGCAUCAGAUACCGUAUAAGUGGAUUACUUCUAUGUCAGUAAAGGGUGAACUAUUGGAGUGGAGAGUCAGUCUUGCACUUAGAGCUAUUAAAUGGAAAGAGGAAAUAUCUACACCCUAUAUCGCUAGAAUACCUAGGAAUACCAUGAAACCAGGACGUUUCCUUAAGAUCGAAGGACGUGUGAAAUUAUUGCCAAUAUCGUUUGAUAUUAACUUACAAAGGAAUGUUUAUCAUUGGCCACCGCCAGUGGUGGCAUUUCAUCUGGGCCCACGCUUUUCGAAUAAAUCAGAAAACAUAUCAAGGGCUACAAUUGUUCGAUGCGCAUGGUACGAUGGCGCCUGGUCGCCUGAGGAACGUUCAUAUAUUGAUACAGACUUUCUGCCGGGGAAAGCUUUCCGUUUGGCUAUAGCUUGCGAGGAAGAUGCGUACGAGGUGUACCUGAAUGGAAUGGUCUUUAAACCCUAUUGA
Rhagoletis pomonella (apple maggot) is the source of this 861-nucleotide messenger RNA. Its product is annotated as galectin-4-like. The record is from RefSeq and is a predicted model, not a curated record. Gene Ontology annotation, molecular function: galactoside binding; carbohydrate binding. Lineage: Eukaryota; Metazoa; Arthropoda; Insecta; Diptera; Tephritidae.